Messenger RNA from Tripterygium wilfordii, 1392 nucleotides. RefSeq names its product LAG1 longevity assurance homolog 2-like. Gene Ontology annotation, cellular component: membrane; endoplasmic reticulum. Gene Ontology annotation, biological process: ceramide biosynthetic process. The coding region runs from base 187 to 1050 and encodes 287 amino acids. The transcript has 6 exons. The record is from RefSeq and is a predicted model, not a curated record. Gene Ontology annotation, molecular function: sphingosine N-acyltransferase activity. NCBI's taxonomy places the organism in Eukaryota, Viridiplantae, Streptophyta, Magnoliopsida, Celastrales, Celastraceae.
UAAUGUUAUGGGAUGAUAAUAUUCCCCAACUAUAAUUAAAACCAAAUCCAUGGAAGCUCAUCGCUUGUUUCAUGUUUCGGUUUCACAUGACUAAUUUUGAUUCCGAGAAUUCGAAAUUCGCUUGGUACUCGAUGAUCUUUUGUUGAUUGAUGCUGCUUUGUGGAAUCGAGGUCCUAAAUCAUAUAUAUGGACUCUGUCUGGAGUAAAAACGGCGAACCAGACGCCUGGCAUUUCGUCCUUGUGUUGUUUUUCGCUGUUGGUUUCGUGGUUGUCAGGUUCUUCCUCGACAGAUUCGUCUUUCGCAGGCUGGCCUUGUGGCUGACUAAUGGAACUGCUCUGAUGAAGAUUAAUGAGAGUACGUAUACAAAAAUUUCAAAAUGCUCCGAGUCAAUGUGGAAGUUCACUUAUUAUGCUACUGUUGAAGCAUGCAUUCUCAAAAUUGCCUACCACGAACCAUGGUUUAGAGACACAAAUGAGUACUUCCAAGGCUGGCCAAAUCAAGAAUUAAAGCUACCCCUCAAACUUUUCUACAUGUGUCAAUGUGGGUUUUAUACCUACAGCAUUGCUGCCCUCCUUUUAUGGGAGACUAGAAGAAAAGAUUUUGCGGUGAUGAUGUCUCAUCAUAUCAUUACAGUUAUCCUAAUUGGAUACUCUUACAUAUCAAGGUUCUUUUGCGUUGGCUCAAUUAUCCUUGCCUUGCAUGAUGCAAGUGAUGUCUUUCUUGAAGCUGCUAAAGUUUUUAAAUACUCGGAGAAGGAGCUUGGAGCAAGCGUGUGCUUUGGGUUCUUUGCUCUCUCAUGGCUCAUACUAAGGCUUAUAUUCUUCCCCUUCUGGGUCAUCAAAACUGUCAGUUGCAAUCUUCACGAGUACGUGGAUAUAUCAAAGGCGUAUGGCAUGUCAUUGUAUUAUGUUUUUAACACAAUGUUGCUGAUGUUGCUUGUGUUCCACAUGUAUUGGUGGGUUCUUAUAUGCUCAAUGAUAAUGAGGCAGCUAAAGAAUAGAGGACAAGUCGGGGAAGACAUAAGAUCUGAUUCAGAGGAUGAUGACUAGGCGGAUAAUUUUGUUCGAGUUUUUGUUGUCUCGCUGGCGAUUCUGCUCAGGAUGGCCAACUUGACUUUCUUUGUAGAUUUGUUGCUGCAGUUAAUUUGGUUACUGCCUGUGCUGCUAGUUUAUUCUUCCAAUUCAAUUUGGAUCAUUAUUUAUUUGGGAGCAGAGAUGCAGAAGUAGGAUUAUCAAGCAUAAUCUUUUUUAUUCUUGACAAAAACGAAUCUUGUAUAAAUAGCACACAGUUACUGUAUAAUUGUUCUCUUUGGGUGAACCGGUAAUUGGAUAUUAGUUUGUAUGUGAGAAACCAAGAAGGGAAAGUAUAGCUUAAUUUUUGUGGUGGCGCUA